CCCUUUCCCCAGCGCGGCCAGAGAGAGAGAGACUAGAGCCAGGGCUCAGAAGGAGCUCGAGCCGUCGCCAGCAGCAGCAGCGGCGGCGGCGGCAGCAGCAGCAGCUGAGGUGGCAGAGGCAGCUGAGAAGCAGACGGGGUCCCGGCUGCGGAGGCUUCAGGGCACAGACCGACCUGCAUCCCCGCCCUCCUCUAUCCCCAGGACAGAGCCCGGCCGCUGCAGCGAGGUCUGCAGGACAAGGCUGGACAAAGCAAGAUGGCAGGGAUCUUAGCCUGGUUCUGGAACGAGAGGUUCUGGCUCCCCCACAAUGUCACCUGGGCAGAUCUGAAGAAUACAGAAGAAGCCACCUUCCCCCAGGCUGAAGAUCUCUAUCUCGCUUUCCCCUUGGCCUUCUUCAUCUUCAUGGUCAGGCUGGUCUUUGAAAGAUUCAUAGCCAAACCAUGUGCCUUAGGGCUUAAUAUCCAGGCCAAUGGACCACAGAAAGCCCAGCCUAAUGCCAUUCUGGAAAAGGUCUUCACUGCAAUUACAAAGCAUCCAGAUGAGAAGAGACUGGAAGGUCUUUCCAAGCAGCUAGACUGGGAUGUUCGCAGUAUCCAGCGCUGGUUUCGACAGAGGCGCAACCAGGAGAAACCUAGCACUCUUACUAGGUUCUGUGAGAGCAUGUGGCGAUUUACAUUUUACCUUUAUGUGUUUACCUAUGGAGUCCGGUUCCUAAAGAAGACACCCUGGCUGUGGAACACAAAGCAGUGCUGGUACAAUUAUCCAUAUCAGCCACUGACACCUGACCUUCAUUACUACUAUAUCCUGGAAUUGUCCUUCUAUUGGUCCUUAAUGUUCUCUCAGUUCACUGACAUCAAAAGGAAGGACUUCGUUGUUAUGUUCCUGCAUCACCUUGCAACCAUUUCCCUGAUCACCUUUUCAUAUGUCAACAAUAUGGCCCGAGUGGGGACCUUGGUCAUGUGUCUCCAUGAUGCAGCUGAUGCUCUGCUGGAGGCUGCCAAAAUGGCAAAUUAUGCCAAGUUUCAAAAACUGUGUGACCUAUUGUUUGUCAUGUUUGCAAUAGUCUUCAUCACCACAAGACUUGGUAUAUUUCCUCUCUGGGUAUUAAAUACAACAUUGUUUGAAAGCUGGGAAAUUGUGGGACCCUACCCAUCCUGGUGGGUUUUCAACUUGUUGCUGUUGCUAAUUCAAGCCCUGAACUGCUUCUGGUCUUACUUGAUUAUAAAGAUAGCUUGCAAAGCUAUUUCCAAGGGCAAGGCUGGGAAAUGGAAUCCUUUGCAUGUGUCCAAGGAUGACCGAAGUGAUAUUGAAUCCAGCUCAGAUGAGGAAGAUUCAGUGCUUCCUGCAAAGAACCCACAUAACCCCACCACCAACACCAAUGGGACCAGCGGCACCAGUGGCACAAAUGGGUAUCUCACGGGGGGUCCGUGUGCAGAGGAACACUAACUACUCUAAACCACAAGACCUGAACAAAGUGAACUCUUUGCUACUGGAAGUAUUUAACUAAGUUGUGAAUGCGGUCCCUUCCCUAUAUCUCAGCAUCAGAAACAAAAAUUAGGAUUAUCAAAGCAUUCUGAUAGUGCACUGCCAUAUUUCCUGUCUGUGAAUGAAGAAGACUUUCCAUUCUCUAUAUGUAGGCAUGCUGUAUGUAUAUGUUAUUGACCCAAAUGGGAACAGUAUUUUCAUAUGUAAUGUCUUUGAAUAUUAUUUAUUUUUUGUAUUUGUUUGUAAAUCUGUGGACAAAAGGGAACUGCCUCACUCCUUUUACUCUGCAAAUUCUUUAUGAGAGAAAGAGAUGCUCCGAUCUCUUCUAUCCCUUCUUGUUGCUGUAGCUUAGUCCGCUAUAAGUAUUUGUCAGCUUGAAUUGUCACUUAUAGUAAGCUAAAGGCAGCUUUGCAUAUUACAGCUCAGCUCCAGAUGCGUUUGCCUCCUUUGUGUUAUAGUGCUGGUUUUGACAUUGCUGAUCAAUUCACAGUGGCUGUUCUCCCAAUGUAAAGUUUAAACAGGCUGAAUUAGUUUUGUAAGUAGUCUCUCUAAUGUGAUCAAUUAGCAGUUCAAAUUAAACAGUGGUUAUUAUAGGGUAUUAUUUUAGCAUUGUUUUAAAACUAAAUUGGUAGUUAAUUGCAUUAGAAUAGGCUCCAUUACUUGUGUGCAUACCCGUGAUAUAUUCAUGUCAAUGGCUAUGGUAAAUUCCUAGUUGCAGAUUAAUUCUGCCUUGUAAGCUUAACCCCGGCAGGAUACAGCAUCUUGCAUUGCUUCUGGUUCAGCUGAGAAACACUUGCUCAGGUCCAUAGUUGUAAAUGGAGAAGUCACAUUUAAUAUUGAGAAUUUGUCUCUGUGAGCUGGGAAGAAUGAAAGCAGUGCCCACCAGCUCAAAGAUUAGUCAUUAUUGCAUGCAUGCGCAGAAAGCUUUCAGCCAGGCUUCGCUGCUCUCACUGUAAUUGCUGUAGUAGUCUGCCUUGUCGUGGAAGAAAGCAGGCUGAAAGUCUUGCUCAAACAGAAAAGUCGAUUCUUAGAGCCUUCGAAGAGUUCUCCCUGGUGUUGAGCACUUUAUUGCAUCCAGCUUUUAAAACUCCUAUAGUAUUUGACCUGGGCGUGUGUGUGUGUGUGUGUGUGUGUGUGUAUGUAUGUGUAUGUGUGCACGUGUGCAUAUGUAAUUAUUAUGCCUGACAAAAUCAGAAGGAAAAGAAUAUUUGACCUUCUUCCUCAUGCAAAAACCAGAAUGAUUUGCCUAUUCCACAAACUAAGCUACUGUCAGCUUGAUGCUCGAUAUCCCUCUAUGUAGACUUGUUUUGUUUCAAGCAAAGUUUCCACAGGAAACUAACUAUUCCUAUUGGAAACAUUAACUUACUCUUGGAAAAUUGCUGUCCCCAGCGGUGGCUGGAUCAGCAGUGAGAGAUUUCUGGGCAACAGACUUGCUUAAACCUCCUUUCUGACAGUGUUAUAUGUGGGAAGGAAGAACAGAAGGAAGGAAGGAAGGAAGGAAGGAAGGAAGGAAGGAAGGAAGGAAGGAAGGAAGGAAGGAAGGAAGGAAGGAAGGAAGGAAGGAAGGAAUGAAGGAAAUAAGGAAGGAAGGAAGGAGAACAUGAACCAAAGAACUUUUUUUUUUUUUAUGUAGGAGGGAAGGAGGAAGGAACAAUAGCUUUUCCUCCUUAUCACAAGAAUAAAGAAUUGUCUCAGCUAGAAGAUCACACAUUAAAGAAUUGAAUCUUCCCACUUCUUCAGAAAACAGUUUCUGGUUUAACCCAUCUCAGAGAUUGAGGAGAUUUGGAAAGAUAUGAGUCAUUGAGAAAGCAAUAUUCCUACUUCUCAUAGAAUCCCAUUUCUUCAGUUCAGAAAAUGAGGAUGUGUGUGUGUGUGUAUUUGUGUGUUUAUGUUAGCAAUCAAAAAGAAUUAAUAGCACUUGUUUGUCAUCUGAAAACAUGCUGAAAAUGUGAGCUGUUUUAAAAUAAUGUCAAGCAUGUUAGAAAAUUAAGAACAGAAAGUUCAUCUUAUAUCUUUUAAAAUAAAGACAGAAAAGGUUAUGUGCUACCCUGCUUUAGUUUCUAUGGUCAGUUUUCAGUCCAGUUGAUUUCCAGCAGAAAUAGUGGGCUGUAAGCAACAUAUCCUAAGUAUAUGUGGGAACUGGUCCCAACGAGGCCGCGUGCUCUUCUAUUUGUUUGGAAAAGUAAUUUCAGAACUGUGAGUUUUGGAAUACUUGGCAUAGGAAUCAUUGCUUAAAGAUUAGGUAGAUGAUUUCUGAGCGUUGUUCAGGUCAGGUUGUGGUUUAUAUUUUUACCCAGAAGGUCAGUUAGCAGGAGGUUUGGAAAGACCCCAAAGAUAGCACCAUACCAAUUGAUUUUAAUCUAACCAAGUCCUUCCAAGAAUCUGCAGAUCCAUAUUUCAUUCAGUGCCCUUGGGCAGGGAGUUCUUUUAAUUUAACAACUUUCAGUUUGUUGGCUCCCUUGAUAAACUAUUAUAUGUAUGUACAAAUAUGCAUAUUAUAUAUGCAUAUAUGCAUUUUGUGUGCAUAUAUGUAUAUACAUACAUAUAUUGUAUUCUGAACCCCCUCAAGGCUAGGUGAGGGUCAUGUAUAACAUAAACCAACCUCAUAGCCUUGGAAGCUUAGACUGUACAUUUAAACAGGUUGAUAGUUUAGCAUAACAUAGCCCUGAGUAGACGUCAUUCACCCUUCAGUUUGCAUUCAUGCCAUCCAUCUGUGGGAAGGUGAAAGAUAGAAAAACUUCAAAAUGUUAUAGAUUUUCUUGACACGUUAGGGAAAAACCAGAAUUAGAUGGUUAGAAUUUGGCCUUGAGUCAAAUUGAACAACUGAUAUAUUUUUAAAAUUGUGACCUGUGUAUUUUUGUGUGUACAUUUAAUCCAAAAAGUAGGAUUAAGCCAAACCACGCGUAGCCUUGGCCGGGUCCUUUUGUAAAGCUGCCACCAUACGUCUCUUUCACCUUUUCCUCCAUUGUUGACUUUCCCGUUACACUGCUGACCUAAACAAAAGUUAUAGAAAACCGUAACUUGGGGUGCCAAGAGAGCAGAGUCUUUCUGACUACAGUGUAUAAACUGGUUAUAGUUCAUGCUUUCUAGCUGCAUCAGUAGAAUUAGGGCUUUGUCUGUUAAUGGAAGUGAGGGGAGUGGGAGGGACAAUUGUUAAUGUUUGGGACUUAUUUUUAGCUUAAUUUUUCCAGAUAUACAUACUGUAGACACCUCUCCCCGUGACUUCGUUAACAUCCAACCCCAACUGUGCUGGUAGACAGACUGUGCUCUGGGGCUCAUUCAGAUAAGGAAGUAGCCUUUUAAUGAAGAUGAAUCUAUGUGGGGAAAAUGGGCAAUCCUCCAAAAAUGCAGCCAGUUGAGAAAAGAAAAACGUCAGAUCUCUACUGGCCAAAAAUGGAAGAGAAAUAUAAAAAAUAUUCCAUUCUUUUGCCAAAAUUACAACCCUAAGUAUUUGAUAGAGUUUACUUUUUAGCACACUGCAUUCUCUAAUCCACAAAGAAUACCACAAAAGAAAGGAUCUGAGCCUUUCACAGUAAUGUCAGUGUUAUUUGGUCUGAAGUUUAAAAAAAAAAAGUCAUUGUUUCAGUUGGCUCAAGCCUAUCCCAUUACUGUUCAUAAAGAAAGCCGAGGGACUGAAAAAUCAUUCACUCACACCAUUAUCUUGCACAGAGAGUAGUUUGCACUCAGAAAUUUCUGUCAGCAUCUAGAAAAUAUCUAGUAGAGUAUUAUUCUAAGUCUUCAUGCCCAUUAUAAGAUUUUAAUUAUUUAAAAAAAUCAAUACAAAAUAAUUCUAAAGACUAAACUUUUUUUAGUAUAUGCCCCAGGGUCAUGAUUAUAUUCAAAUGAAACAUUUUGUAAAUUUUAAACAGAAAUGAUUUAUUGUUAUUGUAAUUACCAGAGAGGUCUCAAGAUAUCCUUUAGAAACAAGAAAACCUGUAUUCACAAUCCAUAGUAGGGUUUAAGGUCCUAAGAAUGUCCCCCCUUUUCCUCAAGUAUUGUGCUGACAGUGACCUCUAGGUUUCUGUUCUGUAUGCUUAUCAUAGAUUAGGGAAGUAAUUGCUGGGGCACUGAUACAUCAGGUCAUAUGCAAAAAAAAAAAUUAAAUACUCGUCAGCUUGGUCACAAAGGGACCAAAGUAAGUGACUUGUAGUUCCUAUCAAACCUGCGUAGAAAAAUAAAUUCGUUUGGCUUGUUGGCCUUGCCUCAUAACAUACUAGAAAGAACUGACCAGGUUUUCAUAAACAGCCUUCGGAGUCAUCAAAGAUAGAGUAAAAUAAUGCCCGGAAGGAGCUUGUGACCUCCAGAAUCAGCUUGACUUUGUCAGUAAAAUGAAGUUGUGCCAUUCCCAGAAUACCAAAAAGACUGUGCUGUUUCAUUGUUGCCAAUUCUUAAUAACAAAAUAUCAAAGAAAAACAUUUAAAGCCAAAUUCUGCCUUCUGCUAUAAUGGGCGGCGCGCACCUAGCACAAUGCCCAGCUUGUAUUCAGAAAAUGUUUGCCUAUGAUAUAAUAUAAUGCUUAACCACGGGGAAGAUUGAGUCUUUCCUGUUGAAAGCCUAAGGUGGUGAGAAGCAGGUAUUAUUAUCCCCAUUUUAAAGAGAAGGAAAUUGAGGGUCAAAUUGACUUGCACAAGGUCAUACA
Molecule: messenger RNA, 6124 nt
Organism: Trichosurus vulpecula (common brushtail)
Lineage: Eukaryota; Metazoa; Chordata; Mammalia; Diprotodontia; Phalangeridae
Gene: CERS6
Product: ceramide synthase 6
Exons: 11
Coding region: 256-1446 (396 amino acids)
Biological process (GO): ceramide biosynthetic process
Cellular component (GO): membrane
Molecular function (GO): DNA binding; sphingosine N-acyltransferase activity
Source: RefSeq, a predicted model, not a curated record